UUCACGGUUCGAUCUCUUCAUUUCUUAACCUCACAUGUUGUUGCGACUGAAGCUGAUCCUCUACCUUUUGAGUAACCCGAGUAAUCCUAGUCGAUCAGCGUCGGCCAGAAGGCGAAGUUAGUACUGGAACUUCACGUACUAUUAGGCAAAUGAGUGACCCGGCAAUGGGUACGUUGUGCUGGAGUGAGGAGUCCUGAAGAAGAAACAUGUAUGUAUUUUUGUCUGUUGUAAAGAAGAAUGAAACUGUGAAAGAAGCCAUGGAAGAACCUCAUUCAGUUAGCAGUCCAAGAAGAAUUCUCAGUCUAUCAAAGAAGAAACGAGCAAGCGUUUCCUUUUCAGAUUCAGAUGAUAAAGCUUCUGGCUUUGGAUUGUCUGGAGAACAUGGUCCCAAACCUUCAGAGGUUUAUGGAUUUGUAGGAUCUAUCACGAUCAUUGUGGCUACAGUUAUUUUCUUCACAUGGGCAUACGUUCCUGAGCAUUGGCUACAUGCUGUUGGGAUCUAUUACUAUCCUAGCAGAUAUUGGGCUCUGGCAGUGCCAACUUAUAUUGUUGUGACAGUUGCGUUGGCUUUGGCAUUUUAUAUUGGUCUCAACUUCCUCUCAACCCCUCCUCCGACAUCCUUAAAUACACUUUUCGAUGAGUUCACUAGAGACCCAUCAACAUUCAGUCCUUUGGGAGAGGGAGACGAAUUGCCCAUAGAACCCAUAGCUGAUAUCCCCAUCGAAGAAAUUAAUAGACUAAUGUUUGAUGAUUAGCGUGACUCCUGGCUCGGAUGUAAUGCUUUUUGUUCUUUUUGCUUGUGAAAACACAGCCUUAAAUCAAAGAAGAUGGAAGAUUAUCGGGAACCAAUGGCAGUCUUAUUUGGAAAGAUCGCGUAUUUAGCUUAGGCAAUAUGUCUCAUGGUUUUAAACUGCCACAAACGCAUAUACCAUCUUACUAUCAUCACUACGAACGGCGUAUUGCAUUGCUUA
Messenger RNA from Rhodamnia argentea, 971 nucleotides. RefSeq names its product phosphatidylinositol N-acetylglucosaminyltransferase subunit P. The record is from RefSeq and is a predicted model, not a curated record. Lineage: Eukaryota; Viridiplantae; Streptophyta; Magnoliopsida; Myrtales; Myrtaceae. Bases 207 to 755 code for a protein of 182 amino acids. The transcript has 5 exons.